Molecule: messenger RNA, 2670 nt
Organism: Ostrinia furnacalis (Asian corn borer)
Lineage: Eukaryota; Metazoa; Arthropoda; Insecta; Lepidoptera; Crambidae
Gene: nhr
Product: nuclear orphan receptor
Exons: 12
Coding region: 232-1683 (483 amino acids)
Biological process (GO): regulation of DNA-templated transcription
Molecular function (GO): DNA-binding transcription factor activity; zinc ion binding; sequence-specific DNA binding
Source: RefSeq, a predicted model, not a curated record
CUAUUUAAUUGUUCUCAGUUCAAUGAGCACGAUGCUCUUGUUAAACUGCACAGAGCGUGUUGUUUUUACCUUAAGUCCCUUUAAAUACCACGAUACAGCGUUCUGUACAGUUUUCUUUGCUCUUAAUUCUUUGUAGAGAUUGUAACAUAUAAAGUGAAAGGUGCAGUCUUUUUGUUUGUUUUGGGAUUUUGAUCAUACAUCCAAUGUGCUAAAUUAUUUUGGAUUUCUAAGAUGGAUGGUCAAGACCAGAUGGAGCUCAAAUACAGUGCUGGGGCAGAAGUAGGUGGUUUAGAGCUGUGUAUAGUCUGUGGGGACCGAGCCUCAGGGAGACACUAUGGUGCCAUCAGCUGUGAAGGUUGCAAAGGAUUUUUCAAACGCUCCAUACGGAAGAAGCUCGGCUACCAGUGCAGGGGCAGCAUGAACUGUGAAGUGACGAAGCACCACCGUAACCGAUGCCAGUACUGUCGCCUGCAGAAGUGCCUGGCCUGCGGGAUGAGGAGUGACUCGGUCCAGCAUGAGCGGAAGCCGAUCGUGGACAAGUCGAAAGGCGAGCAACGGGACGGGGGCAUGCAUGAACGACAGGCUGCGUAUUCCAAGCUGCUGGGACUGGCGGGACAAGCACAGGCUGCACAGAUAAAUCCAAAAGAAGAGCCCAGCGACGCUUUCGGCGCGGUUUCCCCCGCGGCGCCCGCGAUAAACUUCGCGUUGGCCGCCGCCGUCGCCUUCAACAAAGGGAAUCCUGUGUCUCCCUACCUAAACGCGGGCAGCGCGAGCGACAUCGAAGGCGCUCGUCGUCAGCAACUGAUGCUGCAGACGCAGCUCGCCAAGAAUCUCUUCAAGAUGGGGCAGUUUGGUGCAAUAAACGAAUAUUUACAGUCGGCAUACGGCGCCACGCCACCCGAGGUGCCGUUGUCGCUACACGCCGCCGCCGACACGCAGCAAGUUGAAGAGCCGGACUCAAGCAUCCUAAGUACAGCGGAGUCCCUCACACUCUCGCUACCGCUGCCCGCGCCCGCGCCGCCGCAUCUGCGUUUGCACGCCGCGUGCGAGGCGGGCGCGCGCCUGCUGGCCGCCAACGCGCGCUGGCUGCGCGCCGUGCCCCACGCGGCACACCUGCCGUUCGAGAUCCAAGUGACCCUAUUCAAGAAGUGCUGGCCGGAACUCUUCGUGCUCGGUCUGGCACGUCUAGCUGGAGCCCUGGCGCUGCCGGCGCUGCUGCCUCAGUUGGUGGCGCAUCUUCAAGCUGAACUGCGAUCGCGCGCCGGAGCCCCACGCCGCCAGCCUGACCCGCCGCAGCCCGAGAUCACAGUAGCAGACUAUUCGGACGAACGCAUAGCGGAGAUCAGCAGUACUUUAACGCGUCUACAGCAGUUCCUGGGCACGCUUGAACAGUUGCGCGUGAGCGAGCGGGAACACGCGCACCUCCGCGCGCUUUGCCUGUUCUCGCCUGAUGGCGUGCCAGAUUUCUUAACCCGCAAGAUGCAGGAAUACCAGGCCAAAGUCCUGCGCUCCCUCAAGGCGUGUUGCCAGCCUGAAGAAGAACGCCUGGCCACCUUAUUACUGCAGCUGCCUGUGCUAAGGACCUUCACUGGACCAUUCCUGGAGGAUGUGUUCUUUGUUGGGUUCUUGGGUGACGUCAGCAUUGAUGAUGCGAUCCCGUAUCUGUUGAACGCUGAGCGCUGAUGUGCAGCUAAUAACUACGAGAAACUUGGUGCUUGAAAAAAAUAUUGACUAUUUUUUAUAUUCUAUAAGUAUAAUUUUAUGCUCUUUCGUUAGAAUUGUCACGAAUUGAUUGAGACAAUGGAACGACAAUACAUUUGAUACAAAAUUCUCAUUCACUCAUUCAGUUCGUACCAGAUUUAACGAAAAUUUAAAUUGUGCCUUAAUUGCUAGGCAAACUUACUUCCAUUUAAAUUGUUAUAUUAAUUUAGGUUUAACCUUAUAAGUUUAAUAUUAAUAGCUUUAUUCCGAUGACAUGAUACAUCAAAUUUCACAUUAAACUGUAUCAAAGAAUAUUCACUGCCACAGAAUUUACUUCAAGUCUUAAUUUAGUCCAAGGUCACUCAACAAAAAGGCACUCUCAGCGCCUGGUAAUAAAAUGCUAAAUUGCUCGCAGCUUAAGCACGAGGUUUUGGAAGCAGUGAGUGACAGUGUUUAAUCGGAACGCAUCCUUGGAUUGUGCAUUUGAAACGUGAAAAUGUAACCGUGACGCGUAACAAAUGCGCGGGAAACGCAUUGUGCGCACACAGCUUGGGAUUGUCUACACAUUCUGUUUAAUUAAUGCAGUUCUAAAUAACUAAUAAAUAUUAUAGAAUAUUACUUAUGUAAGGGCAUUUUUACAUUAUAAAUAAUAAUAUUAAUUCAUAUUCCUAUGAAAAAUUGUGUACUUAAUUUUUUACAUAAUGUUUUGAUUUUAAGGAUACUUAUUUAUAAUGUUUCUCAAAUGUAGGGUUGAUAUUAUGAAAUCAUGUUUAUUGACCAUAAAUGGCCACUAAUAAAAGAAAAAAAAUAUCGAUGAUGAAACAUGAUGAAUCCAUCCUGUAUUCUUUUGUUAGAUAAACAUUAUUAUAAAUACCGUCCAGUGUUAGUAAAAUGUUUAUUAAAUACUUUAACAAGCGCAACUAGGAUGUACAGUUGCUUUUAUAUAAUAGAUUUUUUAAAUUACGUUAA